Gekko japonicus is the source of this 1785-nucleotide messenger RNA. It is a transcript of the gene RRAGC, whose product is annotated as Ras-related GTP binding C. Gene Ontology annotation, biological process: positive regulation of TOR signaling; cellular response to amino acid stimulus; cellular response to starvation. The record is from RefSeq and is a predicted model, not a curated record. Lineage: Eukaryota; Metazoa; Chordata; Lepidosauria; Squamata; Gekkonidae. Gene Ontology annotation, molecular function: GTPase activity; GTP binding. Gene Ontology annotation, cellular component: lysosome; Gtr1-Gtr2 GTPase complex; nucleus.
CAGCGCGCGCGGUCCAGGCCGGUGGGCGCCGGGGCUGGAUCGGGCUGGGCAUGGCGGCGCUGCAGUUCGGGGCGGCGAGUGGGGCUGAGGAGACGGCCUUGCCCGGCGGGAGCUUCGGGGCGGCGGACUCGUUCCCCAAAGAUUUCGGCUACGGCGCCGAGGACGACGACGACGAAGAUGACGAGAGGCGGCCGAGCUGGGGGCUCAUGGGGCUGCGGCGCAGUGGGAAGUCGUCCAUCCAGAAGGUGGUGUUUCACAAAAUGUCUCCCAAUGAAACCUUGUUCUUGGAAAGUACUAACAAGAUCUACAAGGAUGACAUUUCGAACAGCUCCUUUGUGAACUUCCAAAUAUGGGAUUUUCCUGGGCAAAUGGAUUUUUUUGACCCGACGUUUGAUUAUGAGAUGAUCUUCAGAGGAACUGGAGCCCUGAUCUAUGUUAUCGAUGCACAGGAUGACUACAUGGAAGCUCUAACUAGGCUCCACAUUACAGUUUCAAAAGCCUAUAAAGUCAAUCCAGACAUGAACUUUGAGGUUUUUAUUCAUAAAGUAGAUGGCUUGUCAGAUGACCAUAAAAUAGAAACUCAAAGAGAUAUUCAUCAGAGAGCCAAUGACGACCUUGGUGAUGCUGGGCUAGAAAAACUUCAUCUUAGCUUUUAUUUGACUAGCAUCUACGAUCAUUCAAUAUUUGAAGCCUUCAGUAAAGUGGUGCAGAAGCUUAUACCCCAGUUGCCAACUCUGGAAAACCUGCUAAAUAUCUUUAUAUCGAAUUCAGGGAUUGAGAAAGCUUUUCUCUUUGAUGUCGUCAGCAAGAUUUAUAUAGCAACUGACAGUUCCCCUGUUGACAUGCAGUCAUACGAGCUCUGCUGUGACAUGAUUGAUGUAGUCAUUGAUGUUUCUUGUAUAUAUGGGCUAAAGGAGGAUGGGAGCGGAAGUGCUUACGACAAGGAGUCUAUGGCAAUUAUCAAACUAAAUAACACAACUGUUCUGUAUUUGAAAGAAGUGACAAAGUUUCUGGCCUUGGUGUGCAUCCUCAGAGAAGAAAGCUUUGAGCGCAAAGGUUUAAUAGACUACAAUUUCCACUGCUUCCGCAAGGCCAUCCAUGAGGUCUUCGAAGUGGGUGUUUCCUCCCAUCGCUUCUGCAACCAUCAAGCAAAUAUGCCCAGUCUAAAAGCAGUGACUCAUAAUGGCACCCCUAGAACCGCAGUCUAGGGGAGACCAAACCUUGGAUGGCCAAGUGCUUGCCCACCCCUGUUGUGUGUGUGUAUAAGGGGUGAGCGGCCAAAGAGGGACUGGCUGCAUACAUUUGUGUGCGCAUUCUGAAAGAGAAGAGAAACCCUUGCCUUAUGGAGCUGGGUGUGGCACAAGCAGAAGGCUGCUAAGCCUUUGGGACCGAGAGUGGCUGCUUCUGUAUUCACGUGGUGGCUCUUGGGAGUUGAAAAGUCUCCUUCACCUGGACCUCUCCCUUGAUAGAGCAUGGAUUAUUCCAGAGCUGAGCUGAGCUGACACACGCUCAGUAUUCUUAUAUGUUUAAGCCUAAGUAGUGUUAGAUAAUUUGCCUUUCCACAAGAAGUCUGGGACUCUAUUACAGAAGUUCAGAAGCUGAAACCUUUACAGCUCGUGGCUUAGUUUUAACGCAGUCUGAAACAUUCCAUGUGGUUUUUUUUGUUUUAAUCAUAUUUUGCUGUAAACAUCUUAAAAAAUAAUUCCUUAUUCUGUGAGCUUGAAAUUGCCAUGCCAAAUUGUGCUAGCCCUCCUCGGUUUAAGUCCAGCAGGACCCCAUACAGUG